AUGGGCAACUACCAGCUCCCAGCUCCCAGCGUGGCUGAGUAUAACCCCACGCUGUUCAGUCACGCCCAGGAGAGGGCUGGGAGUUGUCCCUCCCCUUCCAGGAUUUUUGUCAACCGCAGCCUGGAGCUGGGGAAGAUUUGUUGCCUUGGCUUCGACAUGGACUGCACUGCCUACAAGUCCCCGGCCUAUGAGAUGCUGGCCUUCGAGUUGCUGCUGGAGCGCCUGGUGUGCGUCGGGUACCCACACGAGAUCCUGCGCCGCACCUACGACCCUGCCUUCCCCACCAGGGGGCUGGUGUUUGACGCGCCCUGUGGAAACCUGCUGAAGGUGGACGCCCUCGAUUAUGGGCUGCUGGACACCCACGGCUUCUCCUUCCUCCCGGAGGCCGAGAUCUGGAUGGAGUUUACCCCCAGUAAGUUCAUUCAGAGGGAUGAGCUGCAGCGGUCCCACACCCUCAUCACGCUCUUCAACCUGCCUGAAACCUGUCUCUACGUCUGCCUGGUGGGCUUCUUCUCUGGCUGCUCCCGCUACAUCCACUGUGGCACCGGUGAUCAGCAUGGGAACCUCUGUGUCUUCCAGGAUGUGACGGAUGCCGUGGAUAACGUCCACCAUUCGCUCUGCCCCCUCCCGCGGGGCUGUCUCAAGGAGAGGACCCCAGAAGACUUGGAGAAAUACGUGGAGAAGGAUGCGGGAAUCCCCAUCCUGCGGGGCAAGAGGAAGGAGGUAGGGAAGGUGUUCCUGGCUACCGGCAGCUACAACUACACUGAUGCCAUCCGGAGCUACCUGGUUGGCGCUGGGGCUCUGGAGGCUGACGCGGUGCACGCGACAUCCAGCGCUGGCCUCCGCUGCUAUAGCUUGCCCUGGAGGUCCUACUUCGACCUGAUCGUGGUGGACACGCAGAAGCCCUGCUUCUUUGCGGAGGGAACGGUGCUGAUACAGCUCAGGACGGACAUAGGUAAGCUCCGCGUGGGCACCAGCACGGGGCCCCAUCAGCACUGUGCCGUCUACUCUGGAGGGUCGUCAGACGCAGUGUGCAAGCUGCUCGGGGUGCGGGGGAAGGACAUCCUGUACGUCGGGGACCACAUCUUUGGGGACAUCCUCAAGUCCAAGGAGCGGCAGGGCUGGCGGACUUGCCUGGUGGUUCCUGGGCUGUCCCGGGAGCUGGACAUCUGGGCCUGAGAGGAGGAGCGAAUGGAGGAGCUGAAGAGGCUGGACAUGCAACUGGCGGACCUGUACCAGCACGUGGAUGGCAGCAGUUCCAGCCUGCCACUCAUCAGCUCCACCAAAAGGGAGAUUCGGAUGCCCCAUGAGUCAGCAGCAGAGCCAGAAUGGGCCAGUCUGGGUCCUGCCGCCCACCUCCUCUCCUGCAGCCAGAGGGGUUGCUGACGGGAGAGAGAUGCAUUUCUAGUUGUGACUAGUCACACCGGCUGAAUCGGGGUCUGAGUUCCGGCACCCAGUCCCGAGCGGGCAGAAAUGACGAGAAGCACCAUCCCUGGGGCGGCGCUCUUGUGGUAAAGAUGUGAUCGAUCCCCUCAUCUGGAGGAUAAAUGACAGCACUUUGGCUAUCACAGUGAUUCUUAUUUGGUAAUUGCCCAGGAGGAAGGAAAGGCGACCUAUGAUAGUCUCUGGGGCUCAGAUGUCUUCUCAGGCCAGGUGUCCCCUAGCAGAGCAAAGAACUGAAGAGGCAAAGGUCCUUUCCCCACCCCUGUCUGCUGCUCCCUUUUGUUUUUAUUUGAAGCAUUUCUCAAUAACAAAUGCAAAAUUAGGUUUGAAUAUAAAAAGCUAGAUGACCACCCCAGUGCAGGAUUGUGUAUCAUUAAGGAGGCCAGGCCCAGAAAGGAUGUGAAUUACCUCUCAUCUCCAAGGAUCUGUAACGGAAGUCAAAGAUCACACAUAAAAGUCAUCUGUGAUCUCUGAGCGAAAGGCACAGCCAGCAUAAACUCAGCUGCACAAUGAGAGGAUCUGACCAGAUGGUCUGUCACGUCCCACCUAGCGGGGAAGGCUAGUUUCUACACUCAGAUCUUCCAUGCUGGAAGGACUUGCCCUCUCUGCUAAGGUGGAUGCAGGAAGGAAAGUCUAUCAUAUUGUGGAAUUGACCUCCUGAUAUAAAAAAUAACUAUGUUGGGAUUAAGGUAGGUCAAUAAAAUUCAAAUUGUUA
Molecule: messenger RNA, 2158 nt
Organism: Lagenorhynchus albirostris (white-beaked dolphin)
Lineage: Eukaryota; Metazoa; Chordata; Mammalia; Artiodactyla; Delphinidae
Gene: NT5DC4
Product: 5'-nucleotidase domain containing 4
Molecular function (GO): 5'-nucleotidase activity
Source: RefSeq, a predicted model, not a curated record